AUGUCGACGAAAUCUGGCUUGUCAUCUUCGACUGAGCAACUUAUUCCAAUUGUUUCAUUGAGUAUUUCUGGGAAUUUUACGACGCCGCCAAUCGCGGUGACCAAACAUUCAGCGGUUUAUAAAGUUUAUUCGCAAAUACACAGACGACCAGUGGCUGUCAAAAUUAUAAAUAAAAAUGCGAUUCCACCAAAUGAUGCUGAAAAAUUUCUACCAAGAGAACUGGAUAUUACCUUAAAAGUCCGCCAUCCCCAUUUGUCUCGUUGUCUUUGCAUAAUGCAGCCAGUGCCGUCGAAAAUCGCGAUUAUUUCCGAUUUCUAUGAGCGUGGAACACUUUUGGAUCUGAUUUUGAAAGAAAAACGACUCAAGGAACAUCCGCUGGCGAUCACGCUUUUCCGACAAUUGAUCGAAGGUGUGCACUAUUUGCACGAAAGGAAAAUUGCCCAUCGAGAUGUCAAAUUGGAAAAUAUUCUUGUCGAUGGAAAUGGCGACAUUAAGCUGACUGAUUUCGGAUUUGCAAGGCAUAUUGAGCGACGAGAAAGGUCCCGAUCGUUUUGUGGAACCAAACCGUACAUUUCUUCGCAGAUUUCUCGAUUACGCCCAUACGACGCAUUUGCAGCUGAUUAUUUUGCGUGCGGUGUGGUUUUAUACACAAUGGUUGUUGGCAAAUGGCCGGAGUAUUCGAUCCAUUCUCCCGUUUCUCUUUUUCCUGAUGAUCUUCCAACAGUUGCAUGCCGGCGAUUAAUCAUGUCUCUGUUAGAAGAGAAUGAACUUUGUCGGGCUGGUUACGAUGAGUGCGUGAAUUCUGAAUGGAUGGGAGCCCAUCCGCAUUGGGUGUUUGCCAAUCAUGCCUUCUUUUAUGAACAGGUUCAAGAGCCGCCUUUCGAGUUUGCCAGUGACGAAUCAACGUCUCGUACGACCUCUACAAAAGCUUUCAAACUGGGUGCUGGCGAGAGUAGUAUGGCUUUGGACAAGCAUUUGUUCGAGCUAAAAUUUGCUGCAAAGCAAUUGGAGAAAAGCGCACAAAGAUGCGAGAAAGAGGAAAAAGUUGAAAAGGAUAAACUGACUGCCGCUAUAAAGAAGGGAAAUAAAGAGGUGGCGCAGGUUCAUGCGGAAAAUGCGAUUCGCAAGAAGAACGAAGCCGUUAAUUAUAUUAAAAUGGCAGCGAGAAUCGAUGCGGUUGCUGCUCGAGUUCAAACCGCCGCAACUCAGAAACGCGUUACUACUAGCAUGAGCGGUGUUGUUAAGGCUAUGGAAAGCGCAAUGAAAAGCAUGAAUUUGGAAAAGGUCCAACAACUUAUGGAUCGGUUUGAAAGAGAUUUCGAAGAUCUCGAUGUUACUACAAAGACGAUGGAGAAGACAAUGGAUGGAACUACUGUAUUGAAUGCACCUAAAUCGCAGGUUGAUGCCCUUAUCGCUGAAGCCGCCGAUAAAGCUGGAAUCGAACUCAACCAGGAAUUGCCUGGAAAUGUUCCAACUUCUGUUCCAGCUUCAUCUCAAUCGGUUUCCGAAGAUACCGACCUCACAUCGAGGUUGGCGGCUCUUCGCAACAUGUGA
Messenger RNA from Caenorhabditis bovis, 1554 nucleotides. The record is from the annotation of a GenBank genome assembly. NCBI's taxonomy places the organism in Eukaryota, Metazoa, Nematoda, Chromadorea, Rhabditida, Rhabditidae.